Molecule: messenger RNA, 1607 nt
Organism: Alosa alosa (allis shad)
Lineage: Eukaryota; Metazoa; Chordata; Actinopteri; Clupeiformes; Clupeidae
Gene: ttc38
Product: tetratricopeptide repeat domain 38
Exons: 14
Coding region: 55-1293 (412 amino acids)
Molecular function (GO): protein binding
Source: RefSeq, a predicted model, not a curated record
AUCAACAUUCAACGACAAAUUAUUAAAACGAAACGGGUGGAAGACUAUUUGAAAAUGAUUGCUGCAAGUUUUCGUGACUGUCAGGCUUGGAAAGCUGAGGGUUUACCUCUGUCCACCACCAGCAAUGAGGCCUGCAAAAUGUAUGAUGCUAUUAUUACACAGUAUGUUCAGUGGCGCAAUGAUCCCACCUUGGGCGGUAUCGAGGGUUGCAUCGCUGCCGUUCAGGCUGCAGAUCCAGACUUUGUGAUGGGUCACGUGAUCAACACAGGCCUGGAAUUGGUUGGCACGGCGUCGUCGGUGGAGCGAAAUGAGCGUCUGGCCAGUGCCGUAAGACGGACGGUGGAACUGGCCAAGACCCAGGAAAUCACACCUCGAGAGAGACAGCAUGUUCGGGCCAUGGAGCUGUUCUCCAGAGGAGCUCUGUCCAAAGCCUGUAACGUGUGGGAGGAGAUUCUGGUGGAACACCCCACAGACAUGCUGGCUCUCAAGUUUGCCCACGAUGGCUUCUUCUACCUGGGUUACCAGACCCAGAUGAGGGACUCCGUGGCCAGAGUGUUGCCCUAUUACAAACCCCACACACCCCUGUCCAGCUACCUGAAGGGCCUCUACUCCUUUGGCCUUCUUGAAACUCACUUCUACGAGCAGGCUGAGAAAGUGGCCAAAGAAGGGCUGGCCUUGGCACCGAACGACGCCUGGUGUGUCCACUCUGUGGCCCACGUCCAUGAGAUGAAAGCCGAGGUGGACAAGGGGCUCAACUUCAUGCAGUCCACAGAAAAGGACUGGGAGGGAUGUGACAUGCUUGCCUGCCAUAACUACUGGCACUGGGCGCUUUAUCACAUUGAAAAGGGGGAGUACGAGGCGGCCCUGAAGAUCUACGACAGCCAGGUGUCCCGGCGGUGUGUGUCCACAGGUGCCAUGUUGGACACAGUGGACGCCUGCUCUCUUCUCUACAGGCUGGAGAUGGAGGGUGUAAGUGUGAAAGAUCGCUAUCGUGAGAUGCUGCAGGUGGUUGAGCCUCACAGUGAGGAUCAUACUCUACUUUUUAACGACCUGCACUUCCUUAUGGUGUCACUGGGGGGCGGCGCCACUGACUGCACCCACCGUUUGUUGGACAGCUUGAGGGAGAGAGCUCGAGAUGUAUUCAACCUGCUGCUCCUGCAUGCUGCCAUCAAAUCUCAGGACAAACACCAUCAGAAGUAUGCCAGGUCCCUACUGGUGGAGCGGAAUGCCUUACGGCCGAACUCUCCCCUUACUGACCGCAUGAUGGAGAAGUUCUCUGCCCUGCAUGUUUAACUGAUGAAGCCAAACUGUGAAAUUGAGGCAUCUCACAUUUCGUAAACAAAAAUCUUUUUUGACAACUUUCAUGACUUAGGUCAUAAUGCUUAUAGCCUAAGCAGCACGUCUGAUGUAAGCUGUAGCCUCAUCUCUAAAACUUCACACCAUCUUGCUCACCUUGUAGUGAGGUGAUAAUUAGAUAGAGAUAAUGUAAUGUGUAAUUUAUGGAUUUUAUUAGAGGUCCCUCAAAAAAGUGAUUGAAGGACACAGAGAGACUUCUUUUUUUAGCUGAGCAUAUUUUAUUACCAAAUGAACAUCAAUGACAAAUAAAA